Messenger RNA from Tinamus guttatus (white-throated tinamou), 1611 nucleotides. Lineage: Eukaryota; Metazoa; Chordata; Aves; Tinamiformes; Tinamidae. The record is from RefSeq and is a predicted model, not a curated record.
CUUUGCCCCGCGAUUGCCAUGAAUUUUGCAGCACAGUUGCUCUACUCCAGGGCGUUAAAGAACAGAACGCCCAGGGUCUGCUCCCGCAAGGAUGAAGACUACGAUCCUUUCUGGCAAAGGGAUGACAGUAAGAUAAAGAAACAAGAUGCCCCAGCCCACUGUGCUCUUCACUGUUGUAAGGAUGGGCCGGUAAGAAAUGGUCAUAUUGGGCAGCGGCCACCCUCCAUCAACCCGGAGAGACUAAAAGAUUUUGCUGAGGAAGACUACCUGAACGGGGACGUGAAGACCUGGGAGAUGAAGAUAGUGAGUCGUAACGAGGAGUUGCUUGGGGAUGCCCAUUCCCGAAUCCCUCAGAAAAGCAGUAAGACCAGCCUGUCAAGCUAUAACAAGCUGAUUCGAUUUGAAGACAUUAGCGCAGCAGCUUUCAAAAUCCAGUGCGGUGUUCAGAAGACACCCUGCAUGUAUUCUAGGCUGUCCAAGCAGUAUGCAGUGGACAUCUACCUAAAGAAAGAGUUCCUCCAGUACACGGGAUCUGUGAAGGAACGAGGUGUGCUCCAUCUUCUGACAUCCCUGCCCCAGGAUCAGCAAAGAAAGGGGGUGAUCGUGGCUUCGGACAGUAACUUCUCCAUGGCUGUUGCUUACCAUGCCUCAGAGCUCCAUAUUCCAGUGUUUGUCAUCAUGCCAACCAGCACUUCCCCUGCCAGAGUGAAAACGUGCCGUGACUACGGCGCCAUGGUCAUCUCCUAUGGCACCACCACCAAGGAUUCCCAGCUGCAUGCGAGGAGGCUGGCACAGGAGAACAGCUAUCUCUACCUCGAAGAAGAGGACAGUGCUGCCUACCUGUCCGGCCUGGGCACGGUGGGGCUGGAGAUGUACGAGCAGGUGCCCAAGCUGGACGCGGUGGUUUUCCCUGCAGGAGGGCACUGCGGCCUGCUGGCAGGGUCGGCUGCUGCACUCAAGCAUCUCAACCCACAUAUCUCGGUGAUUGGGGUUGAAUCUGAAAGCUUCCCUGUGCUACAACAAUCCUUGAAGGCUGGCCACCCAAUUGAAGAGCAGGCUUGCAGCAACCACCACUUUUAUGGAGAUGUGAGUGGACAUGGCUUUGGCAGCAAUUCUUUGCAGCUCACCGGGAAACUCGUAGACAAGGUUGUUGCAGUGAGAGAGGAAGACAUCCUCAUUUCAAUGCUGAGAUUGCUGGAGUAUGAGCGAGCCACAGUCGAUGCAGAAGGGGCCAUUGGACUUGCAGCUUUAAUUGCUGGGAAGCUCCCAGAGCUGAAGGGAAAAAGAGUGGCAGUUGCCAUAUGCAGUGGAAACUUGGAAUUACAUUUGCUGCAAGAGUGCAUAGCUCGUGCACUGACCCUUGAUAACAGAGUGUGCAGGUUUUCCCUUGUGCUUUCUGACUGCCCAGGAGACAUUGCAAAGUUACUGGAGCUUCUGGCUCGGGAGGAAGCAAGAGUGUUGGAUCUCAAACAAGAACGCUUGUUUGUGACAACUGAACUCUUCACUGUUGAGGUCACCUGCACUGUAGAGACUAGAGACAAACUCCACACGGCUCAGCUGAGGACGGCGCUCCUGGAACGCUACCCGGCAGCCAAGUGGGCUGAACGGUGA